Messenger RNA from Morchella importuna, 2136 nucleotides. RefSeq lists its product as uncharacterized. Bases 1 to 2136 code for a protein of 711 amino acids. Gene Ontology annotation, cellular component: membrane. The transcript has 11 exons. NCBI's taxonomy places the organism in Eukaryota, Fungi, Ascomycota, Pezizomycetes, Pezizales, Morchellaceae. The record is from RefSeq and is a predicted model, not a curated record. Gene Ontology annotation, molecular function: magnesium ion binding; cobalt ion transmembrane transporter activity; cobalt ion binding. Gene Ontology annotation, biological process: metal ion transport; transmembrane transport.
AUGGAGCCGAUAUCGCGACAAGUUUCCGCUGCAACGACGACUGGUGGAGGGUCGACGACUGGUGGAGGGUCGACGAUGGAGGACCCCGAGUGCAAAACACGUUUCAGCAUACCACUCAAAGGAGUUGCAGGGCGCGAUACUCCGGGUUUGAAAUGGCAUACGAAGGGCUAUACGGAGGAGCAAAAGGGACAGCCGAGGGUGUUGAUGAUUGAUUUUCUGGAGGGCUAUAAAGAUGGCGACGGAAAAGGAUUGGAGGAGCGAGUUAUCUUCAAUGAGAUCCAUGAUCUACCGGUUCUGAAGGCUAUGUACAGAGAGAACAAGAACCCAUCACGAGCUCUUCGAGUUAUCCACGUACAGAACUCCAGCUGGGCAACCAAAUUCCUCAUCUAUAAAUUCCGCAUCAAAGAUAACGACGAAAUCAUCGGGUUACAAGAAUUCGGCGAUUGGCUCUUACAGAAGAAACCGCAACGACGAGCUGGAAAACCACUGUUACUCGGGAAAACAUGGAGGACUACAUCUGAUCCUUGGAGAGGAAUCACAAAGUGCUCUUUCGGACUGGAUUAUAUGAAACACUAUGUCUGUCCCGAAGUAGAACGACAGAUAGACAAAGAGUCAAGAAUUCUGGGACUGCAAGGCUACGAUUCAAAUGAUAACGCUGCGCACCGCUAUAAUGUAUUCUCGCAAAGGCUGUCUGUUUAUGUUCAGUACAACGCCCCCGACCUACAAACCCCGGGCCCUGACAUUGUUUCCCCAUACCGGGAUCUUAACACCCUCGAAGAGCUGUAUGACAAUGGGAAUACAAUCAUCAUAUUCGAUAAUUCAUACACACGACAUAUAGAGCAUACACUACUACCUGCCAGAGGGGAGUGGGAGAGCAAGUGGAGGAGAUUGCCGUUCGAUCCACAUGUCAAGGAGAUGAACGUAGAUGUGGCCGCAUUAGGAUUGAUGAAUAUCAUCAUGCAAGAUAUAUUCAAGGCAGUGGCAGAUAGUUGGGAAUCUCUGCUGGAUGCAAGCUGGGAGCAUGUUAGUAUAUUGGAGGAGAAAAUAUAUGAGCAACCCGCCGACGAGAGUCGCGCGCCUGAACUCUGGCGAAACUCCGCGCGUUGGCUUAAGUAUGAGAAGCUUAUGUUCACGCACAUCGACGUUGUGAAUGAUAUGCGAAAAUAUCUUGUCGACAUCGACGGUGACCGAAGCGAUGAGGGGAAAUGGCUCCAGGAGUCUCCAGGGGAUUAUGCAAGGUUGUUGAAUCUGAUAGAGGAAGAUUUAGUAAAGCGAACCAAUAACCUGUCAGAAUUGAUGUAUAAAUCAGUUGCAAUCAGAGACUCCCGGCAGUCGUUGCAGCUAGGCACCAGCAUGUGGAGAUUAUCCUGGGUGACCUUUAUCUUCCUUCCUCUCACCUUUAUAUCCGGUUUCUUUGGUAUGAACGUUGACCUCUUCGAGAACAACCCUUCCAUAAAAUGGUACUUUAUAACUACCGUCCCAUUUAUGAUAUUUGUCCUCCUAUCUUGGUACAUCCUCAAGCACAUCCUCUCUCGGCACCGACAGUCGCCCCAACAACGCGGAAUCUACGAAGCCUUCUACAUGGAUCUCAACAACCGCCGCCCUGACCUCUGGACCCGUCAAGGACCGAGGGAUUUCGUACAGCCCGCUACUCGAAUCGCAAGAUUCAAGUGGUGGUUCAUUACCCGCUGGGCAGCAAACAACCGCGCGCAAGUGAGGAAUCUAGGAGAUGACGAGCCCAUCGGUGCCUGGAACCGCAUUAAACGCUACCUUGUCUGGCGGUGGACCGACGACCUUCCCUUACUUGACGACCCCAAUUUGCUGAAUCAGGACGCAGAAAUGGGAUUGAUUGGUAAUGUGAAUGUUGCGGAGGCGCUUGAAGAUACGAUGGUGACAGCGAUUGGGGCUGGAGCUACUCCUAUGAUGAGAAUGAAUUAUGAGCAGUCAUUAGAUCCGGAUGGCGACCCGACGCCUGAGGCAAUGUUUGAAGGGAGGAUUAGUGGUGUUAUGGUGGAAGAGAGAAGAGAUACAGGAGAGCUGGUUACGGGGGAGAGGGAAGAUGAAACAAAUACGCUAAAAGUUCCGAAUGGAGAUACGGGUAGGAGGAGCAAUCCGAGCCGCCACGACGACCCAUGA